Messenger RNA from Hyaloperonospora brassicae, 804 nucleotides. The record is from the annotation of a GenBank genome assembly. NCBI's taxonomy places the organism in Eukaryota, Oomycota, Peronosporomycetes, Peronosporales, Peronosporaceae.
AUGUCGACAAUCCGUAAUGACGAUGAGCUGGAGAUGAACUGGACGGCGGAGGUCAUUGGUGGCUCAAACGACGAGGACGUGAUCUCUGCCGGUAGUGAGGACGAAUUCGAGGAUGAAGCAGAGCUCGAACUGGCGCUGAAUGUCAAGCGCAGUCGCGAUACCGAGACGGCCGACGUCGAGAUGGAGGAAGACGCUGUGAAGAAACAAAAGACCGACCCGACCGUCAAGAGGCAAAUGCACGACAAUGGCAAGGGGCUGCACAAGAUGACGCAGACGGAGCAUUUCAAAUUCGUGAACGACGUCUACGUGAAAUAUCGCGGCGAACAGAUGACGACACUGGAACUGGCUGACGGACUCAAUGAGUCGCACUUCGUCGCGCCAACAGGCCUGGGCAAGCAUAAGCUCGAGUUGCUGCCAUCGUAUAUCCACUGGCUGAUGCCGACGUACAAGAGAGACUUUCUUGGCAAGGGCAAGCGUCGUGACAAGAGCCCAUACUUCCUCAUUCUUUGUUCGUCUGCGCUACGCUGUGUCGGGGUGAUCAAACAUUUGACGUCGUUCAAGUGCCGUGUCGCAAAGCUCUUUGGCAAGCAUCUGAAGGCAACGCGUGUGAAGACGCUGUUGGAGAUGGGGGCAUUGUCGUUGAUGCAUACGAAGUACGUGAUCUUCGACAUGGAGAAGGACAAGAAGCGACAUACGAUUCUGGAGCUGAAAGACACGGCGUCUGAGAUGGUGGACCUCAUUCAAUUCCACUUCAUCCCGCAGCUAAAGAAGGAAGACUGCAGCAUGAAGAUCGUGUUAUUUUAG